Messenger RNA from Vicia villosa (hairy vetch), 1152 nucleotides. RefSeq names its product transcription factor MYB119-like. NCBI's taxonomy places the organism in Eukaryota, Viridiplantae, Streptophyta, Magnoliopsida, Fabales, Fabaceae. Gene Ontology annotation, biological process: regulation of DNA-templated transcription. The transcript is spliced from 3 exons. Gene Ontology annotation, cellular component: nucleus. Gene Ontology annotation, molecular function: RNA polymerase II cis-regulatory region sequence-specific DNA binding; DNA-binding transcription factor activity, RNA polymerase II-specific. Bases 1 to 1152 code for a protein of 383 amino acids. The record is from RefSeq and is a predicted model, not a curated record.
AUGAAAACAAUUGGAUCACACUUUGGUGUUGGUGAUGAUAUGAAAAUGGCCAACCACUCUUCUGUAGGUCCUCCUUUGACUGCCAUUGAUAGAUUCUUAUGUGGUCAAAGAAGCCAUUUCCCUCAAAACAUUGAUGAUGAAAACUUUUGUAGCUUUGGUGCUUCAUCAACAUAUAGUUAUAUGUGGCCUAAUAGUAACAAUAUGAUGACUCAAGAAGGUGGCUUUGUUGAUCAUCUAUUGGGAGAUGAAGAGGUGAUGAAUUGGACACAACAAAUUCCUUCAUUGUGUGUGGAGAAAGAAGAUGUGAUCAAUGGAUUAGGGAAUGGUGGUGCAGCAAAAGUGGUGGCAAAAAGACCUAAGAAAGUGUCAUCUCUUUCUUUGAUCAAAGGACAGUGGAGUGAUGAAGAAGACAGGAAAUUGUUGAAGUUGGUGAAGCUAUAUGGUGUAAGAAAAUGGUCUCAAAUAGCUGAGAAGUUGGAAGGAAGAGCUGGAAAGCAGUGUAGGGAGAGAUGGCAAAAUCAUCUUAGGCCUGAUAUUAAAAAAGAUAGUUGGAGCGAGGAAGAAGAGAAGAUCUUAGUAGAAUGUCAUGGCAAGAUGGGAAACCGAUGGGCCGAAAUCGCGAAGAAAAUUCCAGGAAGAACUGAAAAUGCAAUCAAGAAUCAUUGGAAUGCAACUAAAAGGAGACAAAAUUCAAAGAGAAAGAACAAAAGGCCUCAAACCAAAGAUGGUAAACCACAAUCCUCUAUUCUUCAAGACUAUAUCAAAACCCUAACUCAAAAACCAUCCACAACCACUUCAUCCAUCUCUGAGGACCCUUCCAUGGACCAAUCUCACCUUGUUUUUCCUAACAUGUUUCAUGAAAACUCAUCGUCAUCGUCACUCAUAGCUGAAUCUUACGACGAUGAACUUCUCUUCAUGCAACAACUUUUCAAGGUGAAUAAUAAUGUUGAACCUGUACUUAACCAAUACUAUAAGAACCAAUCUACUAGAAAUCAGAUUCUCUCUGAUGUUUCACCUAACAACAUGUAUUAUCCUUACCUUUCACCAAUGCUGAAUGGAUCUCAAAACGAGAAUAAUAUCGAGUUCCACCUCGGAAACAUGAAUCUUUCAGAUGGAAACAUGGAGUUGGUUUCUUCUGCUCAGUUUUUCUAA